Molecule: messenger RNA, 3444 nt
Organism: Elaeis guineensis (African oil palm)
Lineage: Eukaryota; Viridiplantae; Streptophyta; Magnoliopsida; Arecales; Arecaceae
Biological process (GO): protein phosphorylation
Molecular function (GO): ATP binding; protein kinase activity
Source: RefSeq, a predicted model, not a curated record
AUCUUGUUAUUUCGAUGGCCACGUUCUGUUUCACAGUUUGGUAUUUUCAAGCUCUUUCCAGAUUCCUUAUGGCUCCGCCUUGCCAUCCACUGGAGUUCCCUAAAGAAAAGUUCUGGAGGUCAUACUUCUUCACCCAUGCCAUCAUUUUAAUCCUUGUUUUGAGCUUCUUGGCAUUCCAAACCCCAGCAGCUUCUACCACUUCAAAAAGAAACGAUGCAACCGAUCGCCUCGCCCUUCUAUCCUUUAAAACUCUCAUAACCGAUCGCUCUGGAGCAUUAGAAUCCUGGAGCAACGCCACUCUCCAUCACUGUCAGUGGGAAGGCGUCACAUGUGGCGGCCGCCGGCACCGAGGGAGGGUCAUAGCAUUAGAGCUCGACGAGCUCAACCUUACCGGCUCCAUGUCGCCACACCUUGGAAAUCUCACUUUCCUCAGAAGGCUCCACCUGUCCACGAAUCAACUCCAAGGACCCAUCCCACAGGAACUAGGCCGCUUGUUCCGGCUUCAGUCUCUCAACCUCAGCCACAAUUAUCUUGAAGGGGAGAUUCCCACCAAUCUCAGCAGAUGCGCUGACCUCCGCAGGAUCAACUUAAGCUUCAACAUGCUCAGAGGAUCAAUUCCUAUGCAAUAUGGCUUCCUUCCAAAACUCAUGGUACUUAUUCUUGGCGACAACCCUCUAACCGGUGGCAUUCCAUCCUCACUGGGGAACAUCUCCUCUCUUAUGGCCCUUCUUCUCUAUGAAAAUGAUUUGGAGGGAAGCAUUCCAGACAGCCUAGGAAAGGUCGCGAGCCUGCAAAUCUUUCAAGUGACUAUAAACAAGCUUUCAGGUGAGAUUCCAUCCUCUCUUUACAAUCUCUCUUCCAUUCAGUACUUUGUUGCAGGCGAGAAUCAUCUUGUCGGGAAUCUACCAUCCAAUAUGUUUGAUACCCUUCCGAACCUCCAAAUGCUUAUUUUGGACGACAACCAAUUUGAUGGUCUCAUUCCAAAUUCACUCCCCAAUGCCUCUAGAUUGGUAGAACUUGAUCUCAAAGGUAACAACUUCAAUGGAAUAGUGCCCUCGAAUCUGGGAAAUCUGAAGAAUCUCUACUGGAUUAAUCUCGGUAAAAAUCAGCUUGAAGCUAGAGAUGCCAAGGAUUGGACUUUCCUCACCGCUUUGACAAACUGCAGUUUUUUAGGGGUACUAGGACUUGCGGACAACAGGCUUGGUGGCGAGCUGCCCAGCUCUAUUGCCAAUCUCUCCAGAAAGCUAGAUGGGCUGUCAAUGGGGCAGAACGAAAUAUCAGGAAGCAUACCUCAAGAAAUUGGGAACCUUGCCAAUCUAACAGUGUUCUUAUUGUAUAACAACCGCUUGACCGGCAUAAUUCCUCCUACCAUUGGAAAGCUUCGGAAGUUACAUGUUCUGAAUCUAUCAGGAAACAAUUUUACUGGACGGAUUCCAUCUUCCAUUGGCAACCUUACACAAUUGAUUAUGCUGUACUUGGAAGAGAGCGGCCUGAGUGGAACUAUACCUGCAGAAUUCGGAAACUGCAAGAGCUUAGAAGAGCUUAACCUUUCUUACAAUAAGUUAAGUGGUGCCAUCCCCAGAGAGCUUGUUAGCCUUAGUUCUCUCUCCACAUAUCUUGAUUUAUCAGGUAAUGCCCUUGUUGGAUCCUUGCCCGCGGAAGUUGGCAGCUUGAAGAAUCUUGGUGAGCUCAAUAUUUCUGAGAACAGAUUGUCUGGUGAGAUUCCAAGCACUCUUGGUGAUUGUCAAAGUUUGGAGUACCUUUAUAUGAAAGGGAACCUCUUUCAAGGAAACAUUCCUCAGUCUUUGGGCAAUUUGAAAGGCCUUCAAGAGCUAGACCUUUCCCACAACAAUCUAUCGGGAUCGAUUCCAGAAUCCUUAGGGAGGUUGCGUGCUCUGCUUCAGCUAGAUUUAUCCUUCAAUGAUCUCACUGGUGAGGUACCAAAGGAAGGGGUCUUUAAAAAUGCAAGUGCUAUUUCCAUACUCCACAACGAUGGCCUUUGUGGAGGUAUUGUAGAAUUAAAUUUGCCUUCAUGUGAUACCCAAUCUUCCACAAAAAAGCAUAUGUCUCUUGCACUUAAAACAAUCAUCAUUGUCAUCAGUGUAGUCCUCUUUCUAGUCCUAUUGCUUUCUGUGUACAUGUCUCUUCAUUGGGUGAAGAAUUGCAGCAGAACUUCAUCCACUUCCAUUAAGGAUCAAUUCAUGAGGGUCUCUUAUCUUGACCUGUUUCGAGCAACUAAUGGCUUCUCAUCAUCUAAUUUAAUUGGAGCUGGAAGUUUUGGUUCUGUUUACAAGGGAGUUUUGGACUCUAUUGAACACAUUGUUGCAGUGAAGGUUCUAGAUCUUCAACAACGAGGAGCAUCGAAGAGUUUCAUGGCUGAAUGUGAAGCCUUAAGAAACAUCCGUCAUCGAAAUCUUGUUAAGAUCUUAACUUCAUGUUCAGGUGUCGAUUCCAAAGGUGAUGAUUUUAAGGCUCUGGUGCUUGAAUUCAUGCCUAAUGGAAGUUUGGAGAAGUGGUUGCAUCCAGAGGAAUCUUUGCAUUCUGAAAAGAGGACCUUGAGCCUUAUCCAGAGAUUGAACAUAGCUAUUGAUGUUGCCUCUGCAUUGGAUUACCUUCAUCACCAUAGCCAGAUACCAAUUGUUCAUUGUGAUCUGAAACCAAGCAAUGUUCUGCUAGAUGAUGACAUGUGUGCACAUCUGAGCGACUUUGGAUUAGCAAGGAUUCUUUCUGAUGAAGUUUUUAAGUCCAACGAAUAUCCAUCUAGCUCCGUCGGAAUAAGGGGAACCAUUGGUUACAUUGCUCCAGAAUAUGGGAUGGGUGGUCAAGUCUCCACCAAAGGCGAUGUCUACAGUUAUGGAAUCCUCUUGCUGGAGAUGUUUACAGGGAAAAGACCAACUGAUGACAUCUUAAAGGAUGGUUUAGAACUCUAUAAAUAUGUAGAGAUGGCAUUUCCCGACCGAGUGUUGGAUGUUGUGGAUCCCCAUCUUCUCUUAUGGGAGGAUCACCAGGAUGCUCGAGGAGACUUUCUAAACAACAACGAGGCAAGGGUGGAAGAGCAGAAGUGCAUGGUUUCGGUGAUCAGAAUUGGUCUUUCAUGUUCCAAGGAAGAUCCAAGAGAAAGAAUGGAGAUGGAAAAUGGCGUAAGUGAUAUGAAUGCAACUAGAGAUAAGCUUCUUAGAGCAUACCUGAUGACGUGAAGGACUUUUAAGUGACAAGUAUUAGAACAUACCUGUUAGUUUUCCAAAAAUAAAUCACCAUGCUUUCCUUUUCCUCUCCCCUUCAUAGCAGUUAGCAUAAGUUGGUCCACGUGUAAUCAAGUGCAGCCUAUGCAAGUCAGCGUGUUCAUCUUUAGCAAGUAUACAGUAAGGCUCAUGACCAAACAAAAAACAAUAAUCUCUGUAGUAUAUUCACGAGUGAUAAUGUUAUAAGAUGUCUUUUAUUUAU